AUGCUCAUCCUCCAUCUCAUCUCCCGUCUCGUCCCUCUCCUCGCUCUCAUCACAUGUUCAUUUGCGGCCGAAGACUUCUACAAGAUCCUUGGAUUAGACAGAUCUUGCUCAGACCGUGAUCUGAAGACAGCUUAUCGGAAACUUUCCAAGAAGUAUCACCCAGACAAGGCCACGGGAGACGAGAAGAAGUUCCUGGAAGUUACAGAAGCAUAUGAAGCCCUGUCCGACGCCACGACUCGCAAGAUCUACGAUCAGUAUGGUCAUGAAGGGCUAGAGAACCAUAAACGAGGAGGUGGUGGAGGCGGCCAGCCUCAUGACCCUUUCGACCUUUUCUCCCGAUUCUUCGGCGGCGGAGGCCAUUUUGGUCGUGGCGGUGGCGGCGGGGUACGAAGAGGUCCCGACCUAGAAGUCCGACUACACGUUCCUCUGCGAGACUUCUACACAGGCGGGGAAACGGAGUUUACAAUCGAAAAGCAACAAAUCUGUGAUGAAUGUGAGGGAUCAGGUUCGGCGGACGGACAAGUCGAGACAUGCAAUAAGUGCAGUGGUCGAGGAAUCGUCAUCCAGAAACACAUGCUCGCACCGGGGAUAUUCCAACAAGUCCAGAUGCAAUGCGACCAAUGCGGGGGCCAGGGGAAGACGAUCAAACACAAAUGCAAAGUAUGUGGGGGAAACAAGGUCGUGAGAGGCCCCACGACCUUGACUGCCGUGAUUGAGAAGGGAAUGCCCAAGGGCCACAGACUCGUCUUCGAAAGUGAAGCGGAUGAACAUCCUGAUCACGUCGCGGGCAAUCUCUACGCAUACAUAAUGGAGACCGAGCCAGCCAUCAACGAAGAUGAAGCAUCGCGGACUGACGGGACAUUCUUUCGUCGGAAGGACAACGACCUAUACUGGAAGGAGGUUCUCUCGCUCCGAGAAGCGUGGAUGGGCGAGUGGUCUCGCAACAUCACGCACUUGGACGGGCAUGUGGUCCCAUUGUCUCGCAAGCGCGGCGAAGUCGUUCAACCCGGCCAGACUGACACGAUCAAGGGUGAGGGGAUGCCCGUUUAUCACGAAGGACACGUACACGAGCAUGACCAUGAUGGCCCCGAGUCUGGAAAUUUGUAUGUGCAGUACGUGGUUGUGCUGCCAGACCAGAUGGAGACGGGGAUGGAAAAGGAAUUCUGGGCUGUGUGGGAGAAGUGGAGGAAGAAGAAGGGGGUGGAUUUAUUGAAGGACAGUGGUAGGCCAGAGCCAAGUGUAUUAGUAAAAGACGAACUAUAG
Molecule: messenger RNA, 1263 nt
Organism: Fonsecaea multimorphosa CBS 102226
Lineage: Eukaryota; Fungi; Ascomycota; Eurotiomycetes; Chaetothyriales; Herpotrichiellaceae
Exons: 1
Coding region: 1-1263 (420 amino acids)
Biological process (GO): protein refolding
Cellular component (GO): cytoplasm
Molecular function (GO): Hsp70 protein binding
Source: RefSeq, a predicted model, not a curated record